GCCGCGCUCAGGCCGCUCUAGCCGCCUUCUCGCUGAUCCGCCAGGCGGCCGGCGCGCCGGGGGGUCCUCCAAGAUGGCGGCGCAGAGGAGGAGCCUGCUGCAGAGUGAGCAGCAGCCAAGCUGGACGGAUGACCUGCCACUUUGCCACCUCUCUGGGGUUGGCACGGCCUCCAACCGCAGCUACUCUGCUGAUGGCAAGGGCACAGAGAGCCACCCACCUGAGGACAGCUGGCUCAAGUUCAGGAGCGAGAACAACUGCUUCCUGUACGGGGUCUUCAAUGGCUACGAUGGCAACCGGGUGACCAGCUUCGUGGCCCAGCGGCUGUCCGCAGAGCUCUUGCUGGGCCAGCUCAACGCCGAGCACACGGAGGCCGACGUGCGGCGGGUGCUGCUGCAGGCCUUCGACGUGGUGGAGAGGAGCUUCCUGGAAUCCAUCGACGAUGCCUUGGCAGAGAAGGCGAGCCUGCAGUCCCAGCUGCCAGAGGGUGUCCCUCAGCACCAGCUGCCUCCUCAGUAUCAGAAGAUCCUCGAGAGACUCAGGACGUUGGAGAGGGAGGUUUCGGGAGGAGCCAUGGCUGUUGUCGCAGUCCUUCUCAACAACAAGCUGUACGUCGCCAAUGUCGGUACGAACCGUGCGCUUCUGUGCAAGUCCACAGUGGACGGGCUGCAAGUGACACAGCUGAACAUGGACCACACCACAGAGAAUGAGGACGAGCUCUUCCGCCUCUCGCAGCUAGGUCUGGAUGCAGGUAAGAUCAAGCAAGUGGGGAUCAUCUGUGGGCAGGAGAGCACCAGGCGCAUCGGGGACUACAAGGUCAAGUACGGCUACACGGACAUCGAGCUGCUCAGUGCUGCCAAGUCCAGACCCAUCAUUGCGGAGCCAGAAAUCCAUGGUGCGCAGCCCCUGGACGGUGUCACCGGCUUCCUGGUGCUGAUGUCCGAGGGGCUCUACAAGGCCCUGGAGGCAGCCCAUGGACCUGGGCAGGCCAACCAGGAGAUCGCCGCGAUGAUUGACACCGAGUUUGCCAAGCAGACCUCCCUGGAUGCAGUGGCCCAGGCCGUGGUGGACCGGGUGAGGCGUAUCCAUGGUGACACCUUUGCCAGUGGUGGGGAACGUGCCAAGUUCUGCCCCCGGCACGAGGACAUGACCCUGCUGGUGAGGAACUUUGGCUACCCCCUGGGGGAACUGAGCCAGCCCACAGCAACCCCAGCCUCAGCUGCAGGGGGACGUGUGUACCCCGUGUCCGUGCCUUACUCAAGUGCCCAGAGCACCAGCAAGACCAGCGUGACCCUCUCCCUCGUCAUGCCCUCCCAGGGCCAGAUGGUCAACGGGGCCCACAGUGCUUCCACCCUGGACGAAGCCACCCCAACCCUCACCAACCAGAGCCCGACUAUGACCCUGCAGUCCACCAACACACACACCCAGAGCAGCAGCUCCAGCUCGGACGGGGGCCUCUUCCGCUCCCGGCCCGCCCACUCACUCCCGCCCGGUGAGGAUGGCCGUGUCGAGCCCUACGUGGACUUCGCCGAGUUCUACCGCCUCUGGAGUGUGGACCACGGCGAGCAGAGCGUGAUGACCGCACCAUAGCCCUUGAGCAGGGCCUCGUGUGGGACCAGUGGCCUUUCCUCACGUUUGCGGUGCCACAGAGCAGCAAGCGCUCUGCCCUCAGCCUGCACCAGCCCAUCCCACCGCUCAGGGCCGUGGGUGUGUGUGGCCCACACCCUGUCACCACACUGCAGGCUGGGGCCCUUCCGAGUGGAAGCUGCUGCAGACCACCCAGGGUUCUUCCAGCCAGGUGCAGUGGGACAGGAAGAGGGCAGCCUGUGAGCCCGAGUGUCACAGGCCCAACAGACACUGCUCGCUCAAGUGGACCCCCACCUCCUCGGAAUUACCUGUGGCCACUGUUGGUCCUGACAGCUCUGGAUAGCGGUGGGCUCCUCCCUUCUCUAGCCUCAGCCCUGUACCCCUAAAUCCAUAGUGGAAGCUGAGACAGUGCCUUCACCUGCCCUGGGCCCCCUCCCUGCCCUGCCCUGAUUGUGGUCAGUGGUCAGUGUUCAAGCCUGGGAUGGCCACAAGGGCAGGUCAGUGGAAAGGAGCUUGAGUAGUCAGGACUAAGGGAAGUGCCUGUCCCAGAGUCACCCAAAGAGCACUGGGCAGAGGGCUUCCGGAGGGGGCAGCAGGAGGCUGUGCCUGCUGAGCCACGGCAGUAGCCGCUCUUGUCAGGCCCUGUGCCGGGCGAGCUGGUGCCCACACUCCCCCAGGUGGGGGUGCUCCCGAGAUUGGCCAUCUUUGCCAUUGAUGGCGGGUCAGGCCAGAGGCUCCUGUGAGAGGGAAGAGGUCUUCGAGACCUGGAUGCCCAGGGAGGCCAAGGGACUUGGGGGUGGGCACCGUCUGUACUACGUGGGAAGGAUCAGGCCGACCUGGGCCCCCAGCUGGGCCCUUUGGACAUAUCCUCUGCCCUUAAUGGGGAGGGGAAGCCGCAGGGCCUUCUGUCCGCAGGAAGGAAUGAGACCCAGAGACUUGCCCCUUCCCACGUCCUGCAUCAGCCAUGGAGCCAGAGCUCUGAGGCCUCGCGGUUCCCUGCUGCCCCGCCAGCCCUAACCCCUGCCCACGGUGCCCCAACACAGCCCCCCAUGCCGCUGUGCUCCCUCGGGCCCCCGCAGCCCAGGCAGCCCCAUUGCACAGCAGAGCAGGGCCCCGCAAGUGUGUGGGGGGGACCCCAGUACAUGCGGUGGUGGCAACAUCUUGCUGAGGGCGCGGGCGCCCCUCCACCCUGCAGCCAUCUCUGUUCUGCCGCAGAGGCUUGGUGACAAAGGGAACUCUUCCAAGAACGUCUCUCUGAUGCUGUCUGGUCUCUAGAAAUAGAGUCCUUUUCAGUGCAGUGAGGAAGUACUGCA
Molecule: messenger RNA, 2898 nt
Organism: Tupaia belangeri chinensis (Chinese tree shrew)
Lineage: Eukaryota; Metazoa; Chordata; Mammalia; Scandentia; Tupaiidae
Gene: TAB1
Product: TGF-beta activated kinase 1 (MAP3K7) binding protein 1
Exons: 11
Coding region: 74-1588 (504 amino acids)
Biological process (GO): protein dephosphorylation
Cellular component (GO): cytosol
Molecular function (GO): protein serine/threonine phosphatase activity
Source: RefSeq, a predicted model, not a curated record